This is a messenger RNA of Platichthys flesus (European flounder), 4667 nucleotides long. It is a transcript of the gene osgn1, whose product is annotated as oxidative stress induced growth inhibitor 1. Lineage: Eukaryota; Metazoa; Chordata; Actinopteri; Pleuronectiformes; Pleuronectidae. Bases 532 to 2124 code for a protein of 530 amino acids. The transcript is spliced from 8 exons. The record is from RefSeq and is a predicted model, not a curated record.
GGAGGAGGAGGAGGAGGAGGAGGUCAGGGAGGAGAAGGAGCAGGUGCCGUGUGGAGUCAGGUGGGAGCUCCAAUGAAAAAGAGCUGAAACUAAAGAGCUGUGUGUGUCUGUGCUGCUGGCACCUGGAUAGAGAGCUUCACCACGUUAGCAUCGGAGAAACAACAACCAGGGUCUCAUCUUCACUCUGAUCUUAUAGUCAGGUUUUUAAGAGUCGGCCAUUCAUUGACGAAGGGACGCUAACGCCAGAACUUGAGAUCUUUGCAGCUCGAUAAUCAUUUAGUAAAUGAUCAUCUUGUUUACAGUCAAAUAGCCCUGGAUGAAUUUGGGCGUGGAGACUGUGUGAUUGACAGCUUGUAGGGUUUAAUGGGUGUAGGGAGCAGGUGUAGGUGUGUCCUCGGUCCCUCAGUCAGGCUCCACCCCUUCUCUUCUAUAUCUAUAUGAUGACUUCUAGCUGGGAAAAAAACAAACAAUCUGCCAAACUCAAGGCUUGAAGGUGAGCUGCAUCCGAGAGAAUUGGAGAGGAGAGUCAAAAUGGAUCUCGAUGAUAAAGAAGUUCUCUCCGGAGAGAUUGUGCCUGUGGUGAUAAUUGGUAAUGGUCCGUCAGGCAUCUGUCUGUCAUACCUGCUGUCGGGUUACACCCCCUACCUGUCGCCUGGGGCAUCGCACCCCAACCCCCUGCUGCACAGCAAGCUGGGAGAGCAGCCUCACCUGUCGCUGCUGGAGCAGGACCUGGAGUACCUGUGUGAGGGGUUGGAGGGCCGGUCGACCAAUCCCAUGGCCGUGCUCUUUGAUUCGCUGCUGCUGCCGGACAGCGACUUCGGCCUGGACUACACGUCUCCUCUGGAGUGGAGGUUCGAGCCCGAGCGGGCCAUCCCUCACCUGGUGCUGGGGAAGGGUCCACCUGGUGGAGCCUGGCAUGCGAUGGAGGGCUCCAUGCUAACUCUGAGCCUGGCUAACUGGAUGGAGCUUCCCGGACUCAAGCUGAAGGACUGGAUGAGAGAGAAGCGCAGAAACGUUCGUAACGACCGCGCCACCCCAGCAGAGAUCGCCUCCUACUAUCAACACUACGUUUCCCAGAUGUCCCUGGAGCAGAGCUUCGCCUGCGGGACCACCGUCAGCUCGGUGACCAGGCAGCUCAGCAGCCAGGAGGGGGCGCCGUCCUACUGGAGAGUGACGGGACUGCAGCGCCGCGAGGGGGAGGAGCUGGGAGACGGUUCCUCUGUUUCGGACGAGGUUCCUUUCUCGCUCUUGGCCCACAACGUGGUUCUGGCGACGGGGACCCACGACAUACCGGCCCGACUGGGGGUGGAGGGCGAGUCCCUGCCGUUUGUCUGCCACUCCUUCUGGGAGCUGGAGGCGGCCAUCUCGAGUGGCGAGCUGGACCAGACGUCGGACGCCGUGCUGGUGGUGGGGGCGGGUCUCACGGCGGCUGACGCUGUGCUGGCCACUCACCAUCUCAACACGCCCGUCUACCACGCCUUCAGGCGCUCGGUCACGGACCCGGGUCUCAUCUUCAACCAGCUGCCCAAAGUCCUCUACCCAGAAUACCACAAGGUUCACCAGAUGAUGACUCAGCAGCAGCACCAGCCGACUCCUCCCCCACAGGACCACGCCCAGAACACCGACUCCACCCCUUCCUCGCCCCCCUCCUCCUACUCGGGAUACCUGAGCUUCCCGUGUCACCGGGUCGUGGCGUUCAGACCCGACCGAAAGUGCAUCCUGGAGUCCGAGUCCGGCCAGCGGACAGUGGUCCAGGUCUCCAAGGCUCUGGUUCUUAUCGGCGCCCAUCCCAACCUCUCCUUUCUGGAAGACAACGGGCGUCAACUCGGCGUCAACACCAAAGAGCCGAUCACCUGCCGGAGGAACCCGAUCGAGGUGGACCCGUUCACGAGCAAGGUGGUCGCAGCCGAGGGGCCCGGCAUGUACGCCAUGGGGCCGCUGGUUGGAGAGAACUUUGUGAGGUUCCUGAAGGGAGGAGCGCUGGCUAUCGCUAGCGACCUCGCCAAGAGACACAAGGAGGUGGGGGAGGGUGGGGACUUGGCCACAGACACAUUGAUGGACAAAUGGCUGGACAGACAGACGACCACGCAGAUAGAGGCUAGGGCCUGUGCUGUGGACUCGUAGCAGGAUGCCAAGGGCCGAGCGGAGAAAUGGACCGAAGCAAACUAAAGACACAGGUCACAUCUUCCACUAAUCACAGAGUAGGGACAUCGAUAAGCUGCCAGACAAGAGACUCUGCAGCUGGACUCUGGCAUCCCCUCAGAUCUACUGUAGAUCUGGUUUGGCUAAAAGAAAAACCGCCAAACCUGAGGAAUCCUGAAGGUUAUAAUCACACAGAAGGCUGGAGCGGUGAAAGGGCAGCGAGACGGAGACACUGUAAUGAAGACGUGACGGAGGGGAGACACAUCACAUGUGGGAGGAUUUGGUUAUUUGGUUAUUAAUCAGGAUUUUGCCUUAAAAUGACUCUUAGACAUGUUUAAUCCUGUGUAAACAAACAGCCGAGAUUCUUCCUGGCUUCUGUUAUUUAUAUCUGUUCUGUGUUUUAAACACAUUUCUGCUCCUGAGGGUUAACAGCAAGUUAUUCUAAUGAGAAACUUCCUUAAAAUCAUGACUAAAUAUCUCACUGUUAGGAUUUAAAGCUUCCAUAGCCGUGGAUUACUCAUGGUUUAAAUCAUAGGCUGUUUAUACAGAUGGAUGACAUGACAGCUCUCAAACUAUAAACCCCAAACAUCUUGAUCACCCCCUAGUGGCUGGAUGCAGUGUAGGUCAUAAACUCACACCUCCUCCAGUGCAUAGUUAGUGUAAGUCUUGAUUGACAGCUGAGGCUGACUCGUGAUUGGUCGAGCACGCGUGUAAUCGUGGGUCUACACCACCAUCAAGCUGAGGCCCCCAAAUGACAUCAAAAGCGCAAUAUGGCGCCCCCUGUACCUGGGAUAUGUGAACUAUAUCUCUGGGAGGAUGCAGAGAGGUGUCGUCCAUCUUUAUUUACAGGUUGAUCCUGUGGCAGAGAAAAUGAGAGAUAGUAACAAGACGGAGGGGGGGAAUGGAAAUGGAGAGAAAAGGUAGAAGAGAAGAAGAAAAGAGAAAAGAAACCAAGUAGAAAUGAUCUUUUAACAUAUCAGCUUCUUAUCUCUGAAAUGUCCUUGAUCACUGCAGCUACUUCCAGGUCGAAGUUGAACCGUUCAGCCAAACUUCUUUUUUAUUUAACAAGUUUCAUCAUCAUCAGCUUGUGUCCUCACGAACCGACUAAUAAUGAAUUCCUGCGUCUUUAUAUCAUAGUUAUUAUGUGAAUGUUUGUAUAUUAUGGAUUUUCUGUGUAGUGAAUCUGAACUGUUCUAUUUUUCCAUGCGUCAUUUGAUCAUGUAACUCAGCCUGAAAUUCUACCUGAUAUCUUUGUAAAUCUCCAUAACAAAUAUUUUAUACUUAACAAAAGAGAAAUAUACGUAUAUAUACAUAGAUAGAUAUAUAUAUAUAUAUAUAUAUAUAUUUUUUUUUUUUAUUCACUCAAAUUGUUGAAUCUGCAGCUGUUAAGUGAGAGAAAGACCAGAUAACAACCAGCACUGUUUCUGUCGCCCUGUGGACUUUAAUGUUAUUUCCUCAUGAGGCAUAAAACCACUUCUGUAACUUGAAAUGACAACAGGAGGGUUUUUAAAGAGGUCCCAUAAAGAAAGAUGAUUUUUAUCAUUAUUUUUACUUUGCUUCCUCAACAUGCGCCUUCCACUGUGUUUAUUCAAGUUUAGAUGAUCCGGUAAAAAAAAAAAAAAAAGGCUCAUGAAAUGCUGAGCUAAUGAGAUUCCCCUUUUUUUUUUUAUCGUUCUCAAUAAUUUUGAUUGAAAUAAAAAGAUUCGGCGAAGGAGACGAGUUGAAGCGCUCGACGCUGUAAUGACAACUUGUGAUGAGUCGAUGGACCAAGUUUUAUUAUCAUGUUUGUGGGUCCAGCUCUUAUUCUACUUCCAGACCCUGUGUGUGCCACUCACUACAAUGAAGAGAAUACAAACUUCAAUAUAACACAAUAUACAAACAUGUAUAUACAAAAACACCUUCAGUAUAGGCUACAGAAGUUAAAAGUAAAAAUUUUAAAACAAAAGAUUCAUUCUUAUAUUUUGUCCUCUACUGUAAAACUAUGUAAAUUAUACAGAGAACUAAAGAUGCAACUAACUAUUGCUUAAUUAUGAAUUAGUCAGCUGAUCAUUUUCUUUUUUAUAUCAUUCACAACACCUGUAGAUACACGAUAUUUUGCAUUUUUCACAAAAAUAAUAAAAAUAUUCAGCUUAUUUUUACAUCAGACAUCAAAUAUCGUUUUGGUUUAACUUCAGUCAGAGUUGCAGUUUCCAUUAAUCCCACAUGAACAUCUCUCACACUCCUGCCACUGGUCAUUUGAAGAGUUAACACUCGUCUUGGGCCUUUUCUUUCCUCCUGACGGCUCCUGAUGCCUGAACACUGAUGGUGACCUCUGACCCGGAGGAGCCUGAGGUGCCUUACGUCUCUCAGCUGCCUCGGAGCGUCCUCCAUGUCUCUGAUGUUAUCAGGUCAAACUCAUGUCCAUCUUUAUUGACACGACUUGUUUGUAAACGCCUUGUUUGUAUGAAUGGUCUGAUUUAUACUGACAAUAAUCUACUUGUCUCAAUAUACAACUGAGUUUCUAUUAAACAGAAAGAUCCAUCAAA